Molecule: messenger RNA, 1304 nt
Organism: Thamnophis sirtalis
Lineage: Eukaryota; Metazoa; Chordata; Lepidosauria; Squamata; Natricidae
Source: RefSeq, a predicted model, not a curated record
CUGCCAGCUGGGGAGUACCACAAAGUAUUCACGGUCUCUCAGGAGCCCUCCUGCUACAUGUAUAUCUACGUCAACACAACGGAGGUGGCACUUGAGCGGAAUUUCACUCAAUUUCAGGAGUUGCGGGAGAAAGUUCAGAACGGGACUGAAACAGAGCCUCUCCCACCAGAGUUGCAGCCCAUCUUGGAAGAUUCUCUAGAAAACGUGACACAGGCAGAUCCGAUUGUUGAGGCUUUCCUCCACCGCCAGCGACGCAUGGAGGAGCGGCAAAGGAGGCGCAACGCCACCCUGGCUGAGCGACUGCAGCAUUUCGUGAACAAGAAGUACUUCAUUUUCCGCAGGAGCCUCCUGAUGACCUGCAUCUCCCUUCGGAACCUGGUGCUGGGCCGCCCCUCCCUCUCUCAACUGGCCCAGGAGGCCUAUGCCAACAUGAAAGAGGCUGCCCCACAAGAGACGGCCCCCCAGGGGCCUGAGCGCUCGGACCUCUGAAGUGACUCACUACCUCAACCCUCACCACUAGCCGGAAGGCCUUCCUGUGGGCCAAGUCCAGAGGGAUGUAGCCAGGCCUGAGGAGUCCCCUUGUGUUGCUUAGCCAGAGCCCCUUCCUCCCUUUCUGAGAUUGGAGGGGUGGGCUCUGAGCCAGCGUGACCCUCUUCUGCCCUAGAGGGGCUGAGCAGAGCUUAAAACCCUUGCAGCAAACGCUGCAGGAAGGAGGAGGGAGGGAGGGUUUGGUGGGCUCAGCUGGCCAGCACAAUUAUAAUCCCUCUGCGAUGGAAAGAGAUGAGAGAUCCCACUUUGAGAACAGUUGUCUUCUCUUGGGUGGGUCUCCUCAUCCCACCGCGCAGCUGGGAGAAAGGAUUUGGGCAGAGGGGCUGCUUUUAGAAUACCCUGGCGGUUCCUUUAGGAGGACUGAUUGGAUAAGCCCAGGGGGUUUCGGUUCUUUGCGGUUGAGUGGCCAGCUACGCAGCUUGUGGGCGGGAGAGGAAGGAAUGUGUGAAUCCAGCCAGGGACAGAAAAAGCAGCCCUAAUGGCUGCCUCACUCCUCCAUGGAUGUUGGAAUUCUCCCUCUCGCUCCCUGACAUUUCUGUGGGUUACAGAAGCAGAGCUUCCCCUCUAAGGCAGCAGUGCAGUCACGGUCCCCAUCCGAUAAUACCCCACACUUGAGAUCCAGGUCUAGCAACACAAACCCCUAGGGAUUCCCACCUUCUUUGGAGUUUUCUAAGAGAAAGGGCUGGCUGCAUCGCAUGGGAUUAAGGCAAGAAGAGCCUUAUUUUUCUAAUUAAAAACAGCAUUGUUCAAAAGUC